Molecule: messenger RNA, 3473 nt
Organism: Chironomus riparius
Lineage: Eukaryota; Metazoa; Arthropoda; Insecta; Diptera; Chironomidae
Source: the annotation of a GenBank genome assembly
AUAACAGCCGUGUCAAAGUCUAAAAGUUUCCAAAGUUAUAGUUUACAGUCGAAAGUAUCGGAUAAUAUCAAUAGAACUUAAUGUCCAGUGAAAAUUCAGUGAUUUUAUGUGAGAAAUAAUAAACAAUACGAGAGCAGUAAAUUAUAAAACACACAAAUAUAGAGAGAAACAGAGAGACAGAGAACCAUAAACGAAAAAAAAAAUAGUCGUAUUAAGGAACGGGUCAGUGUGGUGUGAUAAGAUGGCUUCCAGUCUCACAGCCGAUUCAUUCUUCAACUUAUCCACUCAACAGCAACAGAAAAAUAAUUACAAUAAGGAAUACAUUUAUGUUAAGCUCACGGAUUCUGCAUUGCGUGCCAUUGAAGAAUUUUUAAAGAAUCAAAACAAGUAUGGAUCUUCAAACCCAUCGAUACAAUUUCUUGGAAACGAAGGUUUCUUGUCAUUUCCAUCACUCGGUAAUAAUGGCAGCAGCAGUCAACAGAUGGAACAAAAAUUUAGCUUUCAGUUAACGGAUAUGGAGGAAACACAGGGAUCAUUUGAAUGCCUUCAGCAAGCAAAUGGAUCAAUGAAUGUUCUUGGUCCAGUUCAAUAUAAAAUGCGUGUUCAAGCACAAGAGGAUGUUUAUGAGAACACGCGACGUAGUAUGGCGCAGGCAGCUCAAAAUCAAAAAAAUAAAUGUACACGUGAAAUUAAACCAAAUCAGCAGGACAUUGGUAGGAAAAUAACGAAGAAGCCAACAAUAAUUCCAUCGUCAGUGUAUAAUAAUAGUCGUACUACAAAUAGUGGAACACCAAAUAAUUCUAGUAGCAGUAAUAGCCUGAAACGUUCAUUAGAUGUCGCAGAUCGAUCGAAUUCAAGCAGCAACACCAACAAUGAUAACUGCAGUCCAAUGUUACAUUUCACAUCUCAACAACAAAUUCCAGCAAUUAAUAAUAGUCAUAGUAAUUACAACUCACAGGAUCAUCAUGAUUCAUACCAUCAUCAGUCAAGUCAUCAUCACAAUAAUGCAAUUAACGGUGUAGUCGGUGAUGAUGUUGAUCAUCAGCGAAUGUCAUCCAGUAUGGGACAUAACUUAAAUCGUAAUAAUGGACAACAAAAUCAUCGGAUUCCUGAUAUUGCACGAAAGCCAAUUAAGGAAAGACUUAUACACUUAUUAGCAUUAAGGCCAUUUAAGAAACUAGAAUUGUAUGAUAGGCUAAAUAGAGAGGGUAUUAGGGACCGAGACAGAAAUGUCAUCACAAAUGUAUUAAAAUUAAUUUCAUUUGUUCGUGAUAAUGCUUACGUACUACAUAGACAUAUAUGGAAUGAUGUGCAUGAAGAUUGGCCAUUUUAUAGCGACCAAGAUCGAGCAACACUGAAACGACGUAAGCCACAAAAUUUAACACCACCAUUAUCAAGCGACGGAGGAUCGUCUUCAACGUCUGGUCAAAGUCCAAAUAGUCAACAUAAUGGUUCACCCCCGCCUAUUGUAAAGAGGCCGUCAUCUCAAUCAACAUCGAGUUUAAAUAAUAAUAUGAACAGUAAAAUGAAUUAUGAUAAUGAAAAAUAUAUGGAACCAGUUGCGAAAAAGACGCGAAUUAGUCACUUUAGUAGUCGUGAUGGUACUUCCUAUAUUUCUUCACGAUCGCGGGACACUGAUGAUUACUUUGGCCCAAGCAUAACUCCAAAUUCAUUAGAUGAAAGUAAUAGUUUAGGACUCAAUUUUACUGUGCUGAGUAAUGAUAGCAUAAGCAAAAGAAUUGCAAUGAAUAAUAAUAGUAGUAGUAAAUGUAGUAGUAGGGGACAAUCAAAAAGCAGUAAUAACAGUAAUGUAGAUCGUUCUCAACGUAAUGGCAAUCGGACAAAUGGAACAAUUAAGACAACGACAAGCAGCUCAUAUGACACGAUUAGAACCGAUAAUGGUGAUAUUAAUAUUGAUAGCCUUCGGGAGACCUCAUCGAAGAAUGUAUCAACCAAGGCUAAGUUUAGUGACUAUCCACCUAUCACGUCGGUAGAACAACGUCGCAAAUAUAAGACUGAAUUUGACAAAGAUUACAGUGAAUAUCGACAGUUGCAUACGAUAAUCGAAAAGACUCGUAAUAAAUUUACAAAUUUGCAAGAUGAAUUACGUAAAGUACAUUCGUCGGAUGAGCGGAAAUAUCAGGAGAUUCAAAAUCAAAUUAUUCAAGAAUACAGAGAGAACAACAAUGAUACCAGAUUUCAAGAUAAGAAACAGAGGUUUGAAUAUUUACAUGAUAAACUGUCGCACAUAAGAAAGCUCGUGGAUGAUUUUGAUUCGCAACUAGUAAAAGGUAAUGUCACAACUGAUAAUGGUUUAUCAUAUAGUUCGCAACAAACUACGAACAGUAAUACGCAAUCGAUACAUACUGCCUACUGACACUGUCGACUGUUGUUGCUAAUGCUUAUUUAAAAAGAAUGAAAAAAAAAAUAUAGGGUUUCAACAAAACAAAAGAAGAAGAAUUGACAUUAAAAUGUUCUUUUAUCAAACUGGCUGUCUCAUGGCGAAAUGAUGGAUAAGAAAAAAAAAGAAAAUCAUAUAUGAAGAAAUUCUUAUUGAGUUCUUUAGAAUUAAUUUUUAAGAUUCUGAUUCAUGAUAAACUGAUACGAUGAUUUUUUUCGUCUCUUUGUUAAUGUUUUUUUUACUAUUAUUAUUAUUUCAUAUUUAGAUGAAUUAUAUUGCUCGACUAAAGCUUGAUUCUCAUGUGGAGAAGAAGAAUAGCAAAACACGUUAAUUAUAUUACGAAAUUGUUUUUUUUUUUCAAAUAAAAAUUGAAUGAAAAGAAGGAAAGGCAAAAGUAACAAAAAAAAAGAUAUAAAAGAUUUCCCAUAUUUCUCUUAUGUAUCUCUGAGCUAUCUUAUAUGCAAAAAAAAGAAAAGAAAAAGUUUUUAAGUAUGAAAGAAAUUGAUGAACAAGAAGAGAGACUUGUGAAUGAAAAUGACACAUAAAUGAAAGUAAAGAGGAGAAUUCUUACAUUUUUUUAUAAAGAAAACUAUUCCAUUUGCGAUGUAAUAAUAAGGUGAAAUUGAUAAGACAAGGAUUAAAAUUUUCUUCAUUUUUUCUGUGUUGAUACUAACUUAUUAACUUAUGAUAAAAGUAAAACAAGAGUGUGUGAGACUAUUUUUUCUCUCUUUCUAAUUAUAAACAAAUUAUCCAUAAAAUGGCAUUGUUGUGAGGAAUGACAAGCACAAAAAAUGAUGUUAUGCAAACAAAUUAGCGAAUGCCCUCCAUUUUAAUUGUGUGAAAAGUGAUGAUUAAUCUCAGAUUUGUCUUAAUUAAUCAUAAUUUCCGUUUAUUUUAAAAAGAAUAAUUCUUGUUGUGAGAAAUUUUAGCCAAUUCUUGUUUUUCCUUCUUUUUGGGGGAUGGAGCGACUUGUUGAUGAUGAUUAGGACUUGUUGCCAAAAUUAUUUACUCGAAAAUUGUUGAAUUUCUUUUUUAAAAACCUUACAAAAGCUAGGAUUUUAUUUUAACGGUU